UUAAGCACGGGAAACCUGUCUUAUGUAAUUCUCACGAUUCGUACGUUCUUACGAAAGCCGCUACGACUGUCGGUAUUACGCAAAAUCAGCACAUUUUCUUCAAUAUUUCGGAAUCAAGAUGGUUGUGAGAACAUACCAGGAUGAGUUGAAGUAUCUGGAGAAAGUUGGAAACUGUGCAUGGAGAAUAAAGAAAGGCUUUGUAGAGAACAUGAAUGUUGAGGGUCUGUUCUUUGUGAAUGACUUUCUGGAGAAAUUGAUGUUUGAUGAGCUGAAACAGUCGUGUAGGAGUGGAGGGUAUGGUGGAUUUCUGCCUGGAAUGAAACAGAUUGGAAAUGUAGCUGCAUUGCCGGGAAUUGUUGGGAGGUCUAUAGGCUUACCUGAUGUCCACAGUGGAUAUGGCUUUGCUAUAGGUAAUAUGGCAGCUUUUGACAUGGGAAACCCUGACUCAGUUGUCUCCCCUGGUGGUGUAGGGUUUGAUAUUAACUGUGGUGUAAGGUUGUUGAGGACGAAUCUCACAGAGAAAGAUGUACAACCAGUCAAGGAACAGUUGGCUCAAUGCCUGUUUAAUCACAUACCAGUCGGUGUAGGCUCAAAGGGAAUUAUACCCAUGAACGCAAAAGAUCUUGAAGAAGCAUUAGAAAUGGGCAUGGAUUGGUCCUUGAGAGAAGGUUACAUCUGGGCUGAAGAUAAAGAACAUUGUGAAGAAUAUGGCAGGAUGCUUCAGGCAGAUCCUUCAAAAGUGAGCCCUAGGGCAAAGAAACGGGGUCUUCCACAGUUAGGUACACUAGGUGCCGGCAAUCAUUAUGCAGAAAUCCAGGUUGUUGAUACAAUAUUUGAUAAUUUUGCUGCCAAGAAGAUGGGUAUAGAGUUCCCAGGACAAGUGUGUGUGAUGAUACAUUGUGGCAGUCGAGGACUUGGACAUCAAGUGGCAACAGAUUCUUUGGUUGUGAUGGAAAAAGUAAUGAAACGUGAUAACAUUUUAACCAACGACAGACAACUGGCAUGUGCCAAAAUUAACUCCCCUGAAGGGCAGGAUUACCUGAAGGGGAUGGCUGGAGCAGCAAACUAUGCAUGGGUGAACAGAUCUAGUAUGACUUUCCUGGCUAGACAGGCCUUUGCAAAAAUGUUCAACUCGACCCCUGAUGACCUCGACAUGCAUGUGAUUUAUGAUGUAUCGCACAACAUCGCCAAGGUGGAGGAACAUUUUCUAGAUGGCAAACAGAAAACACUUCUAGUACACAGAAAAGGUUCCACGAGAGCUUUCCCACCACAUCAUCCUCUUAUACCCGUAGAUUAUCAGUUGACAGGACAGCCAGUGUUAAUUGGAGGUACAAUGGGGACAUGUAGUUAUGUUCUAACUGGUACAGAACAUGGUAUGAACGAGACAUUUGGAACUACCUGUCACGGUGCUGGCAGGGCUAUGUCGAGAGCAAAGUCAAGACGUAACUUGGACUACGUGGAUGUACUGAGUGCACUAGAGGAACAGGGGAUCAGUAUACGAGUAGCCUCACCAAAACUUGUCAUGGAGGAGGCACCCCAGUCUUACAAGAACGUCACAGAUGUAGUGGAUACAUGUCAUAUGGCAGGUAUAAGUAAGAAAGCUAUUAAACUUCGACCAAUCGCAGUUAUCAAAGGAUGAUAUUAUUGUGACUGUUACUUGGUGCAAUAGGAUUACAAUUCUAACCUCCACAAGCUGUUCUUAACUGUGUUAUUAAACAUGAUUCUGGCCAGUGUGUGACACUUGUGCUCAUUGGGUGUAUUCCUUUCAGAAUCUGGAACACUUUCUAUGUUCAAGAAUCCUGUUGUAAAAUUUAGUGUAAGAUUUAGUUCUGAUCUGGUCCCAAGCAGAAAGGAUUUAUUUUUUCUCUCAUUAUGUUUUAUCUAGAGACUGCAGUCUGCAUACACAUUUUAUUUGUCCCUUCAUGUUCUGCACAUUACAUAAAGAAUAUUACACGAGUGUCUUUUCAUACUGAAGUUAUUAAACAAGUUGAAUAAAAUAAUAAAAUGCGAGGCUCUGUCAAGCAUUUUAUCAAUUUUAUUCAACAAGAUUAAUAAAUUCAAUGUGGAAAGACAAAAAUGUAAUAUUCUCUAUAUCACAUGUAAGUUCUUCCUUCUUUAACUAUUAUAGAACAUGUAAACUUGACCAACGUCUCUUUUACUAAAAAUGACGUCAGCAUCAAAGCUUUAUUACAUUAGUGUAUUACCAAAUUUAUGUAAUAGCUUUAUUACACUCCCGCAACAAACGUGUGAUAAAGAACACUUUUCUGCCUUAUUCCUUUUAAAUUAUACUUGAAAUUCAGGGAUCUUGGAUUCAUAAAUUAAUGGAAUACAUCCAUUGCUUUUCAUGUUUUAGAAAAAAAACAUCUGUGAUCUGAAUAAAAUGUGCUGAUAAAUGUGGCUUUAUUCAUUCUACUAUUGAAUAGGACAUGUAUAAUUUAUUCCAUGCUCCAAAGAGCCUUAUAUAUCCAUUUUUGCGUGAUGUAUUCAUUGCCUGUUAGAGCCAUGAAACCAGUAUAGAUUUUUUUGUUCAUACAUGUGUCUUUGUUUGUAUAAAAAGGUUGGCAUGGUUGAAUUGUACAACAUUGAUCAUAAUUUGUGAUAAACAUGAGUUGAUGAAAUAAUAUUCCUGUACACUAGACUGGCAUUUUCAGUGUUACCCAUGCCUGCAAAAUCCAUCUGGAAUCCCCAUGCAAGAUGACUCUUGUGCUGUUAGUGAUAACUUAGAUAUAUGCACUGAUUUUUUUUUUUUUUUUUUUUUUUUUUGAAAAAUGGAUAUAGUUCAUAUUCUGUGAUAGUUGCUCUUUUUCCUUUAUAGUGUAUUUCUUGAUCUAGAAAAAAGUUAUUUCAUAGAAUUAAAAUAUAAUGUUACACUACAAAGGAUGACACUAAACCAGAACUUUGCUGUUGUGUGUCUUUGAAAAGUCAAGAUGUCAUUUCUGUUUAUGACAUUAAUUAUGUCUCCCACCACACAGUUGUGUGGGAGAUAUAUUGAUUUACUCCUGUCUGUCUCUCUGUCUGUCACAAAUCUUGUCCGUGCUCUAAGUCAAAUAGUUCUCAUCUGAUAUUCACCAAACUUGAACAAAAUGUGUUUGACCAUAAGUCCUCUGCCAAGUUCGAUAACUAGCCAAAUCGGCCCAGGCACUUCAGAAUUAUGGCCCUUGAAUUAGAAAAAAUGGGCCUUUUACUCUGUAAAUGUAUAUUUGUAGUGAGUAAACAGUAUAUACUUACUGAUUUCCUUUAUGAUUAGGCAGUUGUGGGAGACAUGUGCUUUUCUCAAAAGCAGCAAUAGUUUACUGUGCUUUGAAUAUGCUACUACAAGAAAAAAGUGCUACAAUGAAUUUCAGUUUCAUCUAUAAGAUAUAUAAAAGUAUUUUAUACAAGAGAAAUAAUCUACCAUUGGUUGUAGGUGCAGAACUGGAUAUUUCUUUAGGCAUCUGCAACCAGUGACAGAUUGUUUACUUUCCUUGCAGAUUAGUUAGAACAAUAUUCUUACUAGGUAUUAACAAAUUUAAAACAAGCUGAUUAAAACUAUGAUAUUAAUAUGUAGGAUUUUGCACAUAAGGUGUUGCAAAGCACAAAAGAAAGAUUAUUGUAAAAUAUUCUUUCCAUAUUAUAUAAACUGUUGGACCUAAAUUUUAUAAUCCAACAUGACUAGAAAUAGUCAGCUGGUGGGUAGUGUGAUUUCUUUGCACAGAAAUAUGGAUUUAUGUUUAGUCAGUCUAAUUUGAUACCUUUCAUUUAAGACGCUCUGUAAAUACAUUUUUCAGUCAAAAAGUCUGUAAUAAGAUGGGCAAAGAGCAGACUAGAUUACAUUGUUCAAUGUUUUAAAAUCCUAUUGUUACUGGAACUAUUUUGAUGUUCAUAUCAUACUCAUUCCCAUUCAUAAAUGUAGGUGUUAAGUUUAACAUUACUAAGUUCAUUUUUAAUGGCAUGAUAAGCUUUAAUAAUGCAAAGAAAAUCCAUUGUGAAUAAGUAUGACUCUGACAUUGCAAGUGGUUGCUUGGAAACAAUUGAAAUCACUGUAUUAAUUUAUUAAAUGUUAUUUUACUGUAUAUUAAAGGUGCACAAUCCAGAUUUAUGUAUGAUCUUUCAAGGUUUUGAGAUUUCUUUACAUUGUUUGUAAUUAUGCCCCCCUUUGAAGAAGGAGGGGUACAUUCUUUUGUAGUUGUUGGUUGGUCGUUCUGUCUGUUGGUCGGUAUGUAGACCAAUCUGUUCCGGAUGAUAAAUCGAGAAGGCUUGGGCCUAGGAUCAUGAAAAUUGAUAGAGAGUUUGGUCAUAACCAGCAGAUGACAUCUAUUGAUUUUGAGAUCAGUAGGUCAAAGUCACAGUGACUCGGAACAGUAAAACGGUGUCCGGAUGAUAAUUCAAGAACGCUUGGGCCUAGGAUCAUGAAAGUUGAUAGGGAAGGUUGUCAAGACUAAUAGAUCACUCCGGGAGAACUACGUUCCAACGUAAGUCAUGUCUCAACGAUAUCAUGUGACAUAUCUCAACGACUUCUGUUUACGCUUUCGAUCAAUAUGACACGGCUUAUAUUAUUUUCAUAUAUAUCAAUUACUUUUAUUAUAUUUACUUGUGUCUUGACUUGAACAUGUAUUCAGAUUCUAAAAGUAAUCGCAUAAAUUUAUCAAAACAUUUAAAUUUUAAAAACAGUUGUCUGUUAUUUAGAAAAUAGAAGCAUUUUGCUAUUUUCCAGAAUAAAACAAAUAUACUACAUUUUUCAACAGCAAUACUUACUGACAAUCAAUGAUCGAUUAAAGGCAAUGCCAGUUUUAAUCUUAGAAAUAAUUGCUGCAACUGCUUUAUCAUAAACAGGCAAUAUUUAUUUAAUAUCAUGUUCCUCAUUCUAACCGAUGAUAUUACUAACUCUAAACGCGACAUAGGCAAACGUUACUGACACUCAUCGAAGUCUUGCGGCUAAACAUUACUUAUAUCCGAGUGAAAUGUACCAGCAAGUCUGUGACUGAAAAUCAGAUUUUGUUAGAAGUAUGUACUAGUAUUUCUUCAUCCGUUUCUUUUAUUAUCAUCUGACGGUUUCCCCAAGAUAUCUUACUAGCAAUACGUACGACGUGGCGCGGAGUUGACUUAUACUAUUGCAUGCGCACACCUUGAUUAUUGUUAAGUCUGGAAAAAGAUUCUUUUGAAGCACAGGACGCAACUAAGAAACCUGAAGUGAGCAUGUUAUUAGAUUUGUAUCUAGGUAUAUGCACGCGUUCUGCAGCGAAAAUAGAGAAAUAUUGCGCGACUUUAUGAAGAAUAAAUGCUUAUUUAUCGAUGCAAAAUCUAAAUAUCUUUUUAUAAUUACUACGUGUGUAGUAUUCAUUAUAUCGAUGAUAAAAGAAAUUGUUCUUUAACCCAAGUGGAACUCAAAAUGCCCCAGUUAAAGAACUUAAAAACGUGACGACAUCCAUGAAACUGACGUCAUAAUUGAAGACACGCACCCGAAAUAAAACUAAAACGUCAAUAUUUAUAGGUUAUUGACUUUGUAUGUGGAUAUAAUGCACUUGUUCUGCAGCAGUAAUAUUGCGCGACUUUAGGAGCGCAAUAUUAUCCACAUACAAAUUGAUAACAUUUUUAUUACAUACCUACUAUCAAGUAAUUACUUUAUGUCCAAAUUUUCGUUCUGGUACGAAAAACAAGAAAAAUACGAAAAGAAUUUCUCCGAAAAUCUAAUAAACAAAUCAAGCUGACGCGAAUUCAUAUUUUCCGCAAGAUAUUUUCCGCAAGUUGAAACGUCAAAUAGAUGUCGCAACGUGUGUGUGGACGUCAUAGACAUCACGCGAUUCUUUCCAUUUAAACGUUUAGAAAACAUUACUCUCCGAUAUGAAAGCGUUGUCCGCAAUAUGUACAGUUUAAUAUAUGGGAGAGUGGUGCCAUUGAGUAAUAAUGGUCCUGCCAAGGUGAUAAUAGCCCGAUAAUAUCACUAAAAGACACCGUUCUCCCAUCUAUUUACCUGUUUAUUACACGUGUACCUAUAAUCAAGUAAGAAAAGUUGAAAGUGCAUUUUUCAUUUGUUCAAGCAUUUACUGGGGUUUUUCAGUUUCUAUACAAUUUGGAUAAGAGGCUAUAUGUUAUAUAAAAUCAAAUGCCUUGAUAGUUGUACUUUCUUACAUAAAACAUAAUUAAGGGUUGAAAAGAAAAUCAUUUCAUGAAGAAUUGCUACGAAGUUAAUAUAGGACUAGGUUGUGCUUUCUUGCAAUAAUGGCACGUCUAGUGUUAUAAUCGCCCGAGGGCUUUAUUCCGAGGACCAUUAUGAAACUAGGUAUGGCAUUGCGGCUAGAAGGCACAACCAGCCGUUUAUUUAGUUUUUAGCUCAAGGUGAGCUAUUGUGACCGGUCAUUGUUCAGCGUCCGUCGACGUGCCUCGUGCGUCGUCCGUCAACAUUUGCCUUGUGAACAUUUUAGAGACCACAUUUUUGAUACAAUCUUUAUGAAACUUGGUCAGAAUGUUUGUCUUGAUGAUCUCUAGGUCAAGUUUGAAACUGGAUUAUUUGGGGUCAAAAACUAGGUCAGUAGGUCAGAUCAAAGGAAAAGCUUGUGAACACUCUAGAGACCACAUUUUGAUACAAUCUUUAAAAAACUUGGUCAGAAUGUUUGUCUUGGUGAUUUCUAGGACAAGUUUGAAACUAGGUUAUGUGAAGUCAAAAACUUGGUCAGUAGGUCAGAUCAUUCGAAAAGCUUGUGAACACUCUAGAGACCACAUUUUAAUCCAAUCUUUAUGAAACUUGGUCAGAAUGUUUGUCUUGAUGAUCUCUAGGUCGAGUUUGAAACUGGGUCAAGUGGGGUCAAAAACUAGAUCACCUGGUCAAAUCAAAGGAAAAGCUUGUGAACACUUAAGAGGCCACAUUUGUGACUCGAUCUUUAUUAAACUGGGUCAGAAUGUUUGUCUUCAUCAUUUCUAGGUCAAGUCUGAAUCUGGGUCAUGUGGGUCAAAAACUAGGUCGCUAGGCCAGAUCAAAGGAAAUUCUUUUCAACACUCUAGAGACCACAAUUUAAGUUUGAAACUCAUGGGAAUUAGUAAGAAUGUUUGUUUUGAUAAUCUAUAGGUCAAGUUUGAAUCUGGGUCAUAUGGGGUCAAAAACUAGGUCACCGGUCAAAUCAAAGGAAAAGCUUGUAAACACUCUAGAGGCCACAGUUGUAACCAAAUCUUUACAAAAUUUAGUCAGAAUGUUUGUCUUGAUGAUCUUUAGGUCAAGUUCAACUCUUGGUCACGCGGGGUCAAAAUCUAGGUCAGUAGGCCAGAUCGAUUCUGGUAAGCGAUGUAAAGGGUCAUCAUGGCCCUCUUGUUUAUCAUAUACGUUCACUUCAUAUUUAUCUUGGUAUUUACAUUUUAUAUAUUUUAUAAUUAUUUGUUUUGCUUUUUUUUAUUUGACAAUCGAUCUGAUUCAGCGACCUUUUAAUCGCCAUAAAUAAUGUUGCUUCAUGACGUCAACAUCAGAACUCGCUGAUGUUCUAGUUAGGUUAUGGCGCCAGAGGCGCAAUGUGCCAUUAUGGAUACAUAAACAGUAGUCGUAAUGACCGUUUUAAACGGCUUUUUGUUACUACUUAUAGUAACGUAUAUAAUAAGGAAAAAUAUUGUAUGAUCGAAGUCCACUGAAACUCAAUUGAAAUAAUUUUAGAUAUGUAAUAAGGAAAACUAUUUCUUGCACACCGGACUGACCUUUCCGUCGACUUUACCCAUGCAUACAAAACCAAUCUGGCACCCCAUGCGUUGGCUCUCGUGCUGGUUAUGACAACUUGCGCUGCUUUGAUAUCAUAUGGUAUUGUAUAUGUGAAUUUAGACAAUAUCAGGUACCUUGAGACCUUCUCUUCGUCCUAUUUACAUGUAGUAUUUUUGUCGGUCUGAAAUACGAUAUUUUACGGAAAGAACAUACCGUUACGCUUUAAACGAUAAAACUAAAGAGAAACUUUGUUAUUGUGCUUCACUUUAAUGUAAUGACGUCACUUCGGUUUACGGAUGUUCAUUGCCUGUGCUGCGGGUGCAUGCUCUGCCAUAAGAAUGAGUACUGCAAAUGAAGUAUUUCUAAUUGCUUUUAAAUUUCUGUUGUUAUUUGAAAAAUACGGCAUGCAACAAAAAUGAUCUGUCAGAAUGAAACGCUUUUUUAUACGAUAUGUUCCUAAUACAUUUGCACGACGUAAUAAUAAUUACUAUAUGCGGACAAAAUGAGCAAUACGCCUGCACAUGGUGUCGAAAACAUUUGUUACGAAAUAGCUAAUUUAUGUGGAAAGUUCUUAAAGUAAUGCUUUAUGAUCCUGAUUAUCUAUACAGUAUUAAUUACCGGCGUACGCAUGUACGUACUAUCUAAUAAGUGUAAUUUUGUACAAGUUCAAAUGGUAAUUAUGAUGCUGAGACUUUGCAACACUGUAUGUGAGACGUUGUCACAUAAUGUAUGUUAUCGUUGCGGCCUUGCAACAUUUAUGUAGCUUACAUAAGUGUAUUUGUAACUAGUUCGUUUCAUCUUGCAAAAUGCUGCAAAUAGCUAAUAUAUCUUCUUCACAUCAAACUUAUCUUUUCAGUUAUGAAAACGUAAAAUAAUAUAUGCUUAAUUACACAUAAUAAGUGAAUCAACAAGGUCAUUCGAAGCGACACCGUAGCUUCGUCGUUGAGGUAUGUCACAUGAUAUUGAUGAGACUUGACUUACGUAGGAACGUAGUUCUCCUGGAGUGUAGAUGACCCUUACUGAUUUUGAGAUCAGUAGGUCAAAGGUCAAGAUCACAGUGACCCGUAAGAGUUUAAUGGAGUCCGGAUUAUAACUCAAGAAUGCUUGGGCCUAGGAUCAUCAAAGCUGAUAGGGAGGUUGUUCAUGAGCAGCAGAUGACCCCUAUUGAUUUUGAGGUAUGUAGGUCAAAGGUCAAGGGUCACAGUGACCCGCAACAGUUAAAUCGUUUUCGGUCGUUAACUUGAGAACCCUUGGGCCUAUGAUCACAAAACUUAAUAGGGAGGUUGGUUAUGAGCAGCAGAUAACCUUGACGUCAGUAGGUCAAAGUCACAGUGACCUGGAACAGUUAAACGGUUUCUGGAUGAUAACUCAAGAACGCUUGGGUCUAGGAUCAUGAAAGUUGACAAGGAGGUUGGUCAUGUCAGCAGAUGACCCCUAUUGAUCUUGAGGUCAGAAGGUCAAGGUCAUAGUGACUCUGAACAGUUAAAAUGUUUCCAGACGAUAACUUGAGAACGUUUGGGCCUAGGAUCAUGAAACUUAAUAGGGAAGUUGAUCAUGAUCAGCAGAUUACCCAGUCAGUAGGCAAAGGUCACAGUGACCCAGAACAGUUAAAUGGUUUCCAGAUGAUAACUCAAGAACACUUGGGCCUAGGAUCAUGAAAGUUGAUAGAGAGGUUGGUCAUGACUACCAGAUGACCCCUAUUGAUUUUGAGGUCAGUAGGCCAAAGGUCAAGAUCACAGUGCCUAGGAACAGUUAAAUCGUUUCCGGACAAUAAUUCUAGAAUGCUUGGGCAUAGGAUCAAGAAACUUAAUAGGGAGGUUGAUCACAACCAGCAGAUGACCCCUGUUGGUUUUGGGGUCAAUAAGUCGGGCAAAGUCACAUUGACCAAGAACAGUAGAACUUUGUACAGUGACCAAAUAAUUUCUGUUCCUUGUGCAGUUACUGAAUUCAUCAAGGGGGACAUACCCUGUUCUACAAGCUCUUGUUGUAUAUAAAAUGUAAAAAAAAAAACAUUUUUAGAAAUAUUUCGUCUAAAAUAUAUGAAAGUGCUAUCUACAUGCAGUAAAGUAAAAUUUAAUGGAAAAUAGAAGGAAAUUAAUCUAUAAUCUACUUAAUAAUAUAGUCAUAAAAUAGUAAAACUAAUACUUAUUUAAUUAUAAAGGUAUUGUCAUCUUUAAGUAAAAAGAAUAAUACUGUGGUAUACAUCUAGAGAACUGUCCCUUUAACAUGUAUGAAACAGAUGUUGUUAAAGAUGGUUAUUGAUUCAAUAAAAUCUUAUCAAGCAACAA
This is a messenger RNA of Mercenaria mercenaria, 9945 nucleotides long. Its product is annotated as RNA-splicing ligase RtcB homolog. Bases 119 to 1639 code for a protein of 506 amino acids. Lineage: Eukaryota; Metazoa; Mollusca; Bivalvia; Venerida; Veneridae. Gene Ontology annotation, cellular component: tRNA-splicing ligase complex; nucleus. The record is from RefSeq and is a predicted model, not a curated record. Gene Ontology annotation, biological process: tRNA splicing, via endonucleolytic cleavage and ligation. The transcript has 14 exons. Gene Ontology annotation, molecular function: RNA ligase (ATP) activity.